AUGUUUGGUGUCACUGGAACCACGGACGUGACGCCGACUACAAUUACACACCUUCCAGCAAUUCUGGACGCAGGAGAAGAAGAUGUAGAGGGCACUAAAAACAGUGCCUUUGUCUUUCGCCCCCUUCUCGGAAGUCAAGUUAGCAAUAGUAGCCAAAGCAUCAUCAGGACAAUUAACAGUCGUUAUAAUCUUCUCGAUUUGGAUCUACGAAGUCCUCACGAUGUCGAGGUCAGCCAAGACGGUUCAAUGCUCUUCAUAGCGCAGUUGAGAGCCCCUUACCUGCGGAAAGUGGACAUCGUUGAGUCAGGUUAG
Messenger RNA from Hydatigera taeniaeformis, 312 nucleotides. NCBI's taxonomy places the organism in Eukaryota, Metazoa, Platyhelminthes, Cestoda, Cyclophyllidea, Taeniidae. The record is from the annotation of a GenBank genome assembly.